This is a messenger RNA of Rhagoletis zephyria (snowberry fruit fly), 1011 nucleotides long. Lineage: Eukaryota; Metazoa; Arthropoda; Insecta; Diptera; Tephritidae. The record is from RefSeq and is a predicted model, not a curated record.
CCGAAGAUACUCAACGGGGGUAUAGCGGGAAUUAUCGGCGUCUCCUGCGUUUUUCCCAUUGACUUAGUCAAAACGCGACUACAGUCGCAGAGUGUGUCGCCAAAUGGAGUGCCGCAGUACAGUUCAAUGCUGGACUGCUUCCGGAAGACCUACCGAGCGGAGGGCUUCCUGGGCAUGUACCGCGGAUCGGGCGUCAACAUUCUGCUGAUCACCCCGGAGAAGGCCAUCAAGCUCACUGCAAAUGACUUUUUCCGCCACCAGCUCUCUGAUGCGAACAACAACAUCACCAUUCCUCGCGAAAUGGCCUCCGGUGGCCUGGCCGGCCUCUUUCAGAUUGUCGUCACCACGCCGAUGGAGCUGCUGAAGAUUCAGCUGCAAAAUGCAGGCAGAGUGGCCACCACCACAGAGGCGGCGGCAGCCACUGCGGCAGGCAUCGCCGGGGCCAGCCAAAUUGCCGCCCCUCCUCCUUCGGCGACCUCCAUCGCCCUGAACCUCAUUCGCUCGAAGGGCAUCUUCGGACUGUACAAGGGCACGGCGGCGACGAUGUUUCGCGACGUUUCCUUCUCCGUCCUCUACUUUCCCCUCUUCGCCAAUCUGAACAGCCUGGGGCCGAAGCGGGCGGGCAGCGAUGAAUCAGUAUUCUGGGCGUCAUUCCUGGCCGGCUGCGCCGCCGGAUCCUUUGCUGCAGUGGCGGUCAAUCCGAUUGACGUGGUGAAGACGCGCCUGCAGACGCUGAAGAAGGCCGAGGGUGAGCAGCAGUACGCCGGCAUUCGUGAUGCAUUCCAGCGGAUCUUGCAGACGGAAGGCGUGAAGGCCUUCUUCAAGGGCGCCAUGUGCCGGGUGAUGGUGAUUGCCCCUCUCUUCGGCAUCGCACAAACAGUAUACUACCUUGGCGUCGCCGAGUACUGCCUCAACCAGCUGGGCGUCGAAAAGUCCACGACCAAUGGCAGAGCAAAGGCUGCUGCCAGCGAGUCAGCAAACAAAAGUCAGCAACAUAGCAGUAAGCUGUAA